AUGGAGAUGAAGAUGGACGAGAAGCUAAGUGUCAAUGAACUACUAAAACGAGCUGCGAAGCUACUCUUUGGUAACAUCAAUCUCGCUUUCUUCCUCUUCCUCUGUUCUCUUCCUCUCUUUUGUUUCUUGAUCUUCUUCGAGCUCUCUCUUCAAACCACCGUCUCUCUCACCUACCGAUUCCUCUCCCAAGAACUCGAUUUUGUAGAUUUUUUUGCUCUUCAAGAUCAGAAAAACUUGUCUGAAAACGAUCUGAUUCCAUGGCUGAUCCAUACAUCUCUGCUCGUUCCCUUACAGCCUUCUUGA
Messenger RNA from Microthlaspi erraticum, 303 nucleotides. NCBI's taxonomy places the organism in Eukaryota, Viridiplantae, Streptophyta, Magnoliopsida, Brassicales, Brassicaceae. The record is from the annotation of a GenBank genome assembly.